ACCAGUGCUAAAGUCGAUAGAAAAUUCAGAGAUCCCCCGUGGUUCGCCUACACGUCAAGCUCCAAGUCGGCGCCUCCCUCCCUCACCUUCCGCGCCCCCCUUUCUCCCCUUUCUCCCCUUCCCACGGCUUCUCCUCCCCCUCUUCAGUCUUCACCCCUGCCCACCCUCGCAGAUCUCGCCAUUCCCUGCCACGCCGCCGCCCGCCCGCCCGCGCGCCCCGUUCCGGCGGAAAGCCUCCACCUCUCCCGCAGCCUCCCCGGAGAGCUGGAGGGGCCUGCGCCAAUCCGACGGACGGCACGGCUCCUCCCUCCUCCCCUGCUGCCCCGGCCGGCCGCGAUACGGGCUGUCGAUCCUCGGGUUCGUUCGAAGACGCAGGCGCCUGUGCGACCGAGUGCGCGCGCGGAGGGUCAGGGCCGGCGCCGAGAUGAAGGGCGUGUCGGCGAUCCCCGCCGUGGCGAUCAUCCCUUCGCCGCUCUUCCUCUGGCGGGUCAAGGUUAUAUUGUUUCUCCUAUGGGGUUUGUGCUGUUGCAAGAUAGGGUGGGACUCGGUUAUGAGAAUGAGUGUUGAUCUGCGAGACUUAUUUUUAUACGAGGCUUUCUUAUACUAUAAUCCUCUCCUUCUAGUGGCACUGAUGAUUUGGUUAUGGGGAGUAAAUUUGUGGGUUUUCGCACAAUCAUCAGUAAAUUAUGCGAAGGUGUUUGAUCUUUCACAGACACAUUUAUCACACCGAGAAAUAUGGAGGUGUGCUACUUGGCUGACUUUAGUUGUUCCAACAAGUAUGACAGCUUACCUAUAUCUGUAUUCACAUGGUGAAGUGUCUCUUGCUGCAUCUCAACCAGUCCUUUUGUAUGCUAUCCUUCUGAUGAUCCUCCUUUCUCCUUUUGAUAUGUUUUAUUUAUCAUCACGCUUUUUCUUUCUGAGGACCAUGUGGCGUAUAGCACUUCCAUUACAAGCAAUUACAUUCCCUGACUUCUUUAUGGCGGAUAUUUUUACAUCCAUGUCAAAGGUGUUUUCAGAUUUGGAACGUUCAGGUUGUCGCAUGGUCCAUCGUCAGGUCGCGACAAUUGCUUGGUUUGAAGCAGAUUCAAUUUGUGGUAGCCACUCUGUAGCUAUUCCUCUAGUUCUGGUACUCCCUUAUUUGUGUCGUUUCUUCCAGUGUCUUCGACAGUACAAGGAUACAAAGGAGAAAACUUGUCUUCUCAAUGCACUCAAGUACUCGACAGCAGUCCCUGUGAUCUUUUUAUCAGCUCUCAAGUAUCAUGUAUUUCCCGACGUAUGGAUUAGCUUUUACCGCCCUCUGUGGCUUAUUUCCAGUGUUGUGAAUUCACUGUAUUCCUUCUACUGGGAUAUAAAGCGUGAUUGGGAUUUGAGCAUUUUAACCAGGAUUUUCAUGUUCAAAAACCCAAGUGCAUGGAGCAAUCUUCUUUACGGGCGUAGCUGGGUAUUUUAUUGGGUGUUAGGUAGCAAUCUCAUUCUCCGGUGUACAUGGACAUACAAGCUUUCGGCGCAUCUUCGGCACAACUACCUGACAGUGUUUGCGAUAACAGCUCUGGAAAUGGUGAGGCGGUUCCAGUGGGUCUUUUUCCGCGUCGAGAAUGAGUGGAACAAGAUGACAGCCAAGCAAAAUUUUGAAUUGUCAUCUGAUAUGCCGCCUUCAGAAUCAGAUAGGCUACUGGAUUCUAACAGCCAUAAAGUCUAACCCUACACUCAAAACAAUCUUAUAGCAUGGUCCGUAUGAGGUUCUCUCUCGUAAUAUCUCUAGAGCUCGGAAGGCCAAUUGUACAAGAUAGAUUUCCACACGAAAUGAAGUUGUUGGCACAUGUGCCAUAUGUAACACUCUUGAAUCCAGACAAAUGAUAGUGAUACCAAAAAAUUUUAUGAUUUGGCACCUUUACAAAGAUAAUCUGCUUAGCUGAUCUGCAUAUCAACAAUCUGAGUUUGAUGCUUUA
Triticum urartu is the source of this 1949-nucleotide messenger RNA. RefSeq lists its product as uncharacterized. The record is from RefSeq and is a predicted model, not a curated record. Gene Ontology annotation, cellular component: cytoplasm; membrane. Lineage: Eukaryota; Viridiplantae; Streptophyta; Magnoliopsida; Poales; Poaceae.